AUGGAGGACCCCGCAGAAAUUGCCGUCUUAACGAGCGAGUAUAUCUCAUCACUCGAUAACCUUCCUCUUGAAAUCGUGCACAUUCUACGCGAAAUCGAAAUUAAAGAUGAAAAAGUACAAGAUAUCCUCUCACGAAUUGCUACCAAAGAGAGCCAAAUGCGUGAGCUAUACAGCAAUUCAUCCUCUUCUGCAAGCUCAAGUUCUACGUCUGACUCUUCCCUAGCUAAGGCCGAUAAACUUGCUUCGCGUAUUGCUUCUGAUUACACGCGUGCUGAGGAGUGGUCGACUCAGAAAAAGGAGCUAUCCCAUAAAUUAUGGCGAAAAGUAUAUGCCCACCACCGAAGGCUGUUGAAGGACAUUGAGCUUAUUGAUGACGAUCUGGUGGCCAGUGUGGCAUCUUCUAUUCCUAAAGCAGCUACUCUGGCAGAACGCUCACAACUCCCACUCUUGCUUGUCAAUGCAGGCGUGGGUGACACGGACAACGAUGCGGGCGACCCUAAGACACGGAAGAAGCGCUCUAUAGGUGGAAGUGUGUCUGAUGCAAAGCAUCAUGGCCACAAGUCUGGCUCAAGUGCACGUGGAACACCUAAUCUGGACGACCCCAAAUACUUGGAGAAAGACUCGUAUGGAGCAGGGGAUGGCGAAGAUGAACGUGAUGAAAACUUAUACUGUUUCUGCCAGCGAGGCUCUUUCGGUGAAAUGAUCGGCUGUGAUUCUGAUGACUGCAAGUAUGAAUGGUUCCAUAUUGGAUGUGUUGGUGUUUCUAAGCCACUUCCUCAGACCUGGGUGUGUAGUGAUUGCUUGGCGAAGAAGAAACGCCGACGAGCCUGA
Molecule: messenger RNA, 831 nt
Organism: Malassezia pachydermatis
Lineage: Eukaryota; Fungi; Basidiomycota; Malasseziomycetes; Malasseziales; Malasseziaceae
Product: yng2-component of 4 histone acetyltransferase complex
Exons: 3
Coding region: 1-831 (276 amino acids)
Biological process (GO): regulation of DNA-templated transcription
Cellular component (GO): nucleus
Source: RefSeq, a predicted model, not a curated record